Messenger RNA from Anopheles bellator, 524 nucleotides. RefSeq lists its product as uncharacterized. Bases 5 to 481 code for a protein of 158 amino acids. The transcript is spliced from 3 exons. NCBI's taxonomy places the organism in Eukaryota, Metazoa, Arthropoda, Insecta, Diptera, Culicidae. The record is from RefSeq and is a predicted model, not a curated record.
GUGGAUGAAAUUCGUUACAUUCGUGGCCAGUGACCACCGGCGGCUCGGUGUGGGGAAACAGUAUAAAACGGUGAUCGAUCCCACCAUCAUCCUGCUGCGUGUGGUAGAGCACCGUCCGAUGGGCUACAUAGCGCUGGAAUCUGUCGGGAAGGAUCCGAUCUUUCAGCUACGGGUCGAGUUCCACUUCUGCCGCGGUGGCAUCCGUGCGAAUGACACCGGAAGCGGCCCUUUUUGCGCACCGAAGGUUCUCGGAAAAUCGGACCAGUUUGCUACAGGAGCCAGCACCGGUGACCAUCCGUGUGCGUCGGAACCGGGUAGUGGACUCGGUGUGAAGAUCUUCUUUCGCCAACCAUCUUUCCUCUUUCAGAACACAAUCGGAGCCGUUCUGCGGACAGUAAUCAAUCGGCAGCUGAAUCAUUCGCUGCACAAUCUGCGCCACAUACUGCCCCACGUGGAACGAAAUUACGGCGUGUUGUCUUAAGCCGUCUUCACACCAAGAUGAAUCCUAACACCUAAAUCUUAAA